Molecule: messenger RNA, 3349 nt
Organism: Megalobrama amblycephala (Wuchang bream)
Lineage: Eukaryota; Metazoa; Chordata; Actinopteri; Cypriniformes; Xenocyprididae
Product: odorant receptor 131-2-like
Exons: 1
Coding region: 1235-2194 (319 amino acids)
Biological process (GO): G protein-coupled receptor signaling pathway
Cellular component (GO): membrane
Molecular function (GO): G protein-coupled receptor activity
Source: RefSeq, a predicted model, not a curated record
UGCCGCUCCAUUUGAAAGCAGGUGAUGGACAUUUACCGCUAAUCACAGAACCGGCUUUACCGGAGACCGGAGAGAAAGCAGCUGGAUCUGGGUUAGGCGAAGUCUUCUGUAACGAAUCAUCACUUAGACAGGGAUCCAUUUGCAUGCCUUAUUAUAAAAUAGAGUGGUCGUACAGGCUGGGUCAGACAGGGACAGACAAGAAAGGCAAAGGUAGGCAGAAUCGUGGUCAGAUAACAGGCAAAGGGUCAGGACAGGCAGAUAUUACUCAUGGACUGGUAACCAGGCAGGAGUCAAAGGGCGGGCAGCAAGGAUCAAUAAACGGGGUCAGACGUAUUCAGCAACAGGCAGACAAACAGGAAAUAACGCUCAGUAAUGUUCACCACGGCAAAACAAGUCUUCACGAUGUAUGGGUUUGUAUGGCAGUCUUUUAUAGUCCGGGCCAGAUACCGGUCACGCUGAUGCCAUUCCUCAUAGCAUCAACAGCAAGACGCAGCGUCUCCUACCCCUUCUCAGGUAAACGAGUUGCAUACAGGUCGCAAUAAUCAAUGAACUAAUCCACACAAAAAACUACAAAAGGACUACAAAACAAUGCACAGAAGAAGAAAUAACAUAAAUCCACACAAAACCAGGGGAACACAGGCCGGAAUCAUGACAGAAUUAUUAUUUACUGAUUCAAUCAGUCGUUCUUACGUACUAAAUCUGUUGACAAACUAAAUGACGUAAAUGGAAUUUGUAUGUAUUAGAAAUUAACUGACCAUCUGUUAUUAACUGACCAUUGUCCCAGCUGCAAGAUCAGAGAAAUGUUUUGUCUUACUGUGUUUUUAAAAAUAGGUAGUAGAGUCUGAGGUAAAUGCACAGACUGUCUUAUAAAUUCAAGAAUUAAUUCAAGAAAGACAUUUCCACAGAAACUCACAAGGAAACAUAAACCACUAGGAUUUGCUAUACUGUACUUGAUGCUGUUAGUCAGGCACUUAUUGUGGAAAAACACACCAAAGGUUACUUUUUUUUCCCACAGUCAUUUUGACACACAAACCAGCCACUGGGAUUCCUAUACGUAGUUCAUGACAGAUGCUUUACAUCGAUAUUUAAAGUGUGAUGCUCUCUGAUCAUUCUCUGUACCUUCAACAACAGAGGUGAAACAAGUCUGGAGAUCUGCAGUUACAAAGACUUUAUAGAUUUCAGUAUUAUUCAGUGUUUUAUAACAGCAUUUUUUGUCUUUUUUAUACUUCUGAAUAUGUCUAAUUUUAAUGAUUCUAAAUCUAACAUCACUCAGACUAUAUUACUGGCGGAUCGAGAUUUGAAAACAUUUUUGUCUGUGUCCUCAUGUGUUAUUUUCCUCUAUGUCAAUGGAGUCAUGAUCUUCACUUUGAGGAAAAAGACUGUUUUUCAGGAGGCAUCUCGUUACAUUUUGUUUGGUCACAUGCUUUGGGUCGAUACGCUCAAUCUUGUUAUGAGUGUAGUGCUGUUUGUGUUGGCUUUUUGUAGGGUUUUUGUUAUGAAAAUUUUUUGCCUUAUCCUUCUUGUUGCUGCAACAGCUAUCUAUCAGGUCUCUAUAUUAAAUCUGGCUUUGAUGUCACUGGAGAGGUAUGUGGCCAUCUGCAUCCCUCUCAGACAUGCAGAAAUCACCACCUACGGAAGAACUAACAUGGCCAUUGGUGUUGUUUGGAUGUUAAGCUGGAUUAAAUCCCUGUCUGAGAUUAUUAUAUUUUGUUCCAUUGAUACAAACACAGCAAUGCAUUUGUUCUGCUCAAAAACUACUCUCUUCAGGCUACCGGUCUAUAAGCAACUUGAUAUAGGUUUCACUUGUGUAUUUUUUGUAUCUGUGUGUUUUGUUAUUAUCUUUACUUAUGCUUCUAUAGCAACUGUGGCUAAAACAGCCUCCUGUGAUAAAAUGUCAGCCAAAAAAGCCAACAAGACUGUUCUGUUGCAUCUAAUACAGCUGGGUCUCUGUGCUGCAUCCAUUUUAGUUGGAGUUAUCCAAGAAGUCAUAUAUGUUUAUACUGACUUAAUGACAUCAAUAAAUGUAAUGUAUUUUUGCUUUGUAGCGCUUAUGAUUUUCCCCAAAUGUCUAAGUCCUCUUAUAUAUGGUCUGAGAGACCAGGCCUUUAGCACUUUAUUUAAAUACUACUUUACAUUUGGUCUCAAAAAGCAAAACAGUUGUAAUACAGAGAUGCAUUUAGGGAGAGAAAAGUAGAUACUAUAUAACUGAUGGUAAAACCUAUUUAAAUAUUAUCUAAAAGGCUUAAAUUGAUAAUGUCCUUUCAUUAUUAAGAUACAAAAAUAUAUUUCUCUACAAUUUUAAAAUAUGAACUUGUGUUUGACGAUGAGAUAUUGGAGAUGAACCACACAAAAUGACUGACUUGUUGAAAAUCAUUCAAGCAUGUAUUUAACAAUCACACUAAACUACACUUGUCACAAUUUUUUCCAGCGCAGUAAACACAGAUAUGGGAUGUAAAAUGUUUGUUGUCCAUUUAAUCUUAUACAUUAUGACAACUGCUUUUAUCACACUGUCAAUGAAUUCACAAUAGCUGAAAUGAGACUUUAAGACUUCAAUCUUUCUGUAAAUCUAUGAGAUCAGACAAAUAAAUUUGCAACCGUUAAAGCAUCUUCUAGCAUUAUGUCUGUCAUUUGUUCAUAAACAUAAACUCAUGAUGUGUUCGUGCAAUCAGCUCUUCCUUUGACUUUUACAAAUACUAGAGUUGAUUAUUGCUCAGUGGUCUGUAACAAUACAUGCACAGUUUUUGAUUUCCUCUUUUAAAUCAGUUUUGCUUUUUUUUUCUUGUCCACAUGUCUUAAUAAGAGUUUAUCCAUAUACUGUUUGACAUGACUGCUCUGCUGUACCUCCUUUCCAAUGCAAUAUGCACAAUCUAUUCAUCUAUCACUAAUUUUUAAUUGGCCCUAUGAUUGGUUUUGAUUAAAUUUGUAGAGUUGGACAUACUGUACUGUGAAUUCAUCAAGACCCUGCAUAUACGCACACAUACAGUAACAAACAAAACAGUAAUAAAUAUUACGUAAAGCACCAUUAUUGAUGUCUAUCAGCUUAACCUCAUGUCUAGCACAAUGCAACAGCUUAAUCAGGCUAAAUCAUAACAUAUGUCACCAUUUCUUAACCUAUUAAUUUGUACAGAACAAAUAAUAAUAUCUCUUUCAAUAAUACAAAAGCAACACUUAACAUCUCUUACAAACAACGUGCAUUAGCAUUCUACAAUGACGUUCAUCCUUUGCUAAUGACAUGGCAUGACUCAUCAUUUCUAUCGAGUGGAUUUAUGACCCAAAUACUCGAUUAUUUCUAGAUAUUCGCAUAUAUAAUCAAUCUUAAACAAGUAAUUGAAAAAUAUGAGACUCACUU